This is a messenger RNA of Penicillium robsamsonii, 2511 nucleotides long. RefSeq names its product GH92 family glycosyl hydrolase. The transcript is spliced from 2 exons. Gene Ontology annotation, molecular function: peptide-N4-(N-acetyl-beta-glucosaminyl)asparagine amidase activity; carbohydrate binding. Lineage: Eukaryota; Fungi; Ascomycota; Eurotiomycetes; Eurotiales; Aspergillaceae. Gene Ontology annotation, cellular component: nucleus; cytosol. Gene Ontology annotation, biological process: carbohydrate metabolic process; protein deglycosylation; protein quality control for misfolded or incompletely synthesized proteins. The record is from RefSeq and is a predicted model, not a curated record. Bases 1 to 2511 code for a protein of 836 amino acids.
AUGCUCGGCGUGCUCUCCCUUCUCCUAGCAGGACUUGCAGGAGGUGCGUUAUCCCAGCCAACGGAGGCAAAGACAGACACAACCUACCACAAGAACGCUGGUGUCCUCAAAUUUGUCAAUCCCCUCAUCGGCACUUACGGAACAACACCAAAUGGCAACGGCGGCAUGAUUCCAUCCGUCAGCCCUCCCUUCGGCAUGACCCGCUGGACACCACAGACCCGCGAGAACUUCAUCUCGCAAGUACCUUACGGCGACAGCGACCGUCUUAUCCAUGGGUUCCAAGCCACACACCAACCGGCUAUUUGGAUGGGCGAGUCGGGUCAGAUUGUAUUGACACCGGGAAUUGGUGAAGUGCAGCCGCUGUUUCAGAACCGGGGAUUGCAGUUCCAGAAGAAGGAUGAGAGAAGUACGCCAUAUGUCUAUGAGGUACUUGUUGAUGCUGCUCAGCUCUUGGACCGUGACUGGAAUGCGACAGCCGAGGCUGUGGGUGAUGGCCCUGUUCCCGGUGGUGCGGGUUCUGUGCCAGAUGAUGUGAAAGAUGGUGCCAAUGGGCGGAUGCGGAAAAGGGAGAUUGAGUCUGUGCUGCGUAGUAGAGAGGGUGAUGAGUAUGACCGGUCGAUACAGGUUGCCAUGUCCGCAGAUUCUCACGUGGGCCAUCUUCGAUUUGACUUCCAACAUAGCCCUACCAAUGUGGAUGGCGAAGACCAGCCUUGGGUAUUUAUUCAAGCUUCACGUCGGAACUGGACAGGCGAAGUUCAUAUCGAUGUGAACAGUCAGGAGGUCUACGGGUAUAACACCGAGCGUCAGGAUUACCUCCUCGGACCGGACAAAGCAUCGUCGUUCAAGGGAUACUUUGUCUCUCGAUUUUCUGAGCCCUUCGCUGAGAUCGGUGUGGCGAAUGGGGGGUCGAUUAUAAAGGAUGAAGUUCAGAGACAAGGGAACUUCACUGGAGGAUAUGUGAAAUUUGCCAAGUCGACAUCGCGCGUCGAAGUACGCACUGGUGUUUCGUAUAUCAGCAUCGCACAGGCAAGGAAGAACCUGGAAAUUCAGACUCCGGAUGAGCACACUUUCGAGGAUACCGUUGAAAAAGUGAAGUCAGCCUGGCUUGAGAAGUUAGGAAGGGUAUCCAUCAAGGGCAUCAACAAGACACAUCCGAAUAAUGAUCCUCGCACUAUCUGGUAUACCGGCUUGUUCCAUGCACUCCAGUAUCCAAACGACUUUUCUGAGCCAACAUCGAGUCGGGAUGGCGCUCCGCGCGCUUUCUACUCGGGGUACACCGAUAGUGUUCACACUGAGAACGACUCAUACUACCAAUCCUGGUCAAUUUGGGACACAUACAGAGCAGAGCACUCUCUCCUGACUUUGUUUGCACCGGAACGUGUCAAUAGCAUGAUGCGUUCAUUACUACGCAUCUUUGACUGGUCCGGUUGGCUUCCAAUGUGGGCCAAUUUGGUUGAGACGAAUAUCAUGAUCGCGACGAAUGCAGACGUGGUCUUUGCAAACGCUCUCGAGCGAGGAUUUAGGGACUUUGAUAUUGGCAAGGCUUGGAAAGCCGUUAAAAAGGAUGCAUAUACUCCGCCUGAUCACGAUACUGAUACUCUGUAUUAUGAUCGCGAACCCGGCACGUCAUAUGAAUCCCGAGCUGGACUCACAUCAUACAUGAAGCAAGGCUGGGUGUCCAAUGACGGCUGGUCUGAGGCUGGUAGCCGCACAUUGGACUACGCAUUCAAUGAUUACGCCUGUUCGGUUGUUGCUGCCCAUUCGGGAGAGGACGACGCCACCGUGCAAGCCCUCAAGAAGCGAAGCGGGAACUACGGGUCUCUUUGGAACAACCAGACUCAAUUUAUGCAAGCGCGCAACGCGAACGGGACUUGGGCUAAUAACACUUUUGGAUGGACCGAAGGCGAUGACUGGGUCUACACCUUUGAUGUGAUGCAUGAUGUGAAAGGGCUGGCGGGGCUUUUUGGUGGCCGUCAAACCUUCCGGGAUAAGUUGGAUGCGCAUUUCCAGGGUGGUCACAACGACCAUACCAACGAGCCAAGUCACCAUGUACCUUAUCUGUAUUCUGCGCUCGGUUAUCCCAACCAAGCGGCUGAGUCCAUCCGAGACAUUGCCUGGGCUAACUACAAUGCGACCAGUGGGGGACUGGGCGGCAAUGAAGACCUGGGACAGAUGAGUUCUUGGUACGUGUUUUCCGGACUGGGAUUCUAUCCAGUCAACCCUGCCAGUGAUGAGUAUAUUGUCGGUACACCGUUCUUUGAGGAGGUGUCUAUCCGCCUUCCUAGUGGAGCGAGCACAGGUGGACAAGUUACCAAUGGUAGGGAGAGGAGGCUUGAAGUUAGCGCCCCAGGGGCACCCACGAAGCCAUAUAUUAAGAGCCUGAAGGUUGAUGGAAAGAGUAUACACGGGCCAGUUUUGAAGCACGGCCAGAUUGUGAAUGCGACACGAAUCGAGUUUGAGAUGAGUUCUACGCCCACUUCCUGGGGAAAUCGCCCCUUAUGGGAAACUUGA